CAACCUGCCCCGCCACCUAGAGGGUGCGGCUUUCACUCUCAAGGAAACUCAGUACUCAAGUUUGAAGGGAACAUCGUGGUGUAAUCACAGAUCGUCCAACCGGAAAUAGUUCAUUUCGCUAACAACGUUGGUGACUUAAUUUCUCCUUAGCGAUGAGACCCGAUUCCCGGUUGGCGAUUCAACCGAACAGUACUUCGGGUGUCCUUUGCCGCGACUGUAGUUCAUGGCGGGUUUGGUAAGACUUCUUGCGCGCCGCUUGUCCCUAUUUAGGGUGACCAUGCGCCAUGAAGCGUGCUGCCUUUGCUAUCUUUCGGCGGAGCGAGCAACUCUGGCACAAACCGAUAUCACAAAGUACCACAUCAGACAUGUCGAAUUUUGCGAUAAAGGUGUACCGCCGCGCCUUUGCCAUAAAAGGAAAACACGCGUUUUACAUGUGUCCUGCACCUGUAAUGACGGAUUGGCAUCAAACCUCAUGGUUCCAAUUUGCAAUCGAGAUAGUAUAACACAUUCAACCGCGUCGCCACUAGACGUGAUCAUUGAUCCACCGCCAUUCACUGGCAGUGCGCUUUUGGACAACAGAUCUUUUAUUGCAAUCUCCCCUCUCGGCAUUAAAUUCCAUGUUUGUCAUCCAAUACCACGUCCACGGCUUUUCUAGGGGUCCUCUUACUUCAUGCAUAACGGCUAACCUGUGCGCU
Molecule: messenger RNA, 695 nt
Organism: Suillus subaureus
Lineage: Eukaryota; Fungi; Basidiomycota; Agaricomycetes; Boletales; Suillaceae
Exons: 5
Coding region: 224-655 (143 amino acids)
Source: RefSeq, a predicted model, not a curated record